GAGGCUCUUCCGCGCCGGCAGGGGCAGUAGCGGGAGCGGGAAGGAGCGGCGGGGAGCCGAGGAGCGCUGUCGCCGUCGCUGUCGCCGCCGUUUGGAGGAGGCUGCGAGGGACGGAGAGAGGAAGGGAGGCAGCUCCGGGGCCUGCGAGGCGAGGCCGGGGGCCCAGGGUCGCCACCCCCGCAGCCAUGCCGCUGCUCUUCCUGGAGCGCUUCCCCUGGCCCAGCCUCCGCACCUACACGGGCCUCAGCGGCCUGGCGUUGCUGGGCACCAUCGUGAGCGCCUAUCGCGCCCUCAGCCAGCCGGAGCCGGGCCCCAGCGCCGGCCCGGGAGAUCCCGAGGCGCUCACGUCGUCUCAGCAGCCGCCGCCGCCCCAGCCACAGCAGCCCAGCACCCCGCCGGGCCCCGGGGGCCCCCGGGCCCGAGAUGUGGCCCAGUACCUGUUGUCCGACAGCCUGUUCGUGUGGGUCUUGGUAAAUACUGCUUGCUGUUUCUUGAUGUUGGUGGCCAAGCUAAUCCAGUGUGUCGUAUUUGGUCCUCUUCGAGUUAGUGAGAGGCAGCACCUAAAAGACAAGUUUUGGAACUUUAUCUUCUACAAGUUCAUUUUCAUUUUUGGUGUGCUGAAUGUCCAGACAGUGGAAGAGGUGGUGAUGUGGUGUCUCUGGUUUGCUGGGCUGGUGUUUUUGCAUCUGAUGGUGCAGCUAUGCAAAGACAGGUUUGAAUAUCUUUCGUUUUCUCCCACUACACCAAUGAGCAGCCAUGUCCGAGUGCUGACUCUUCUGAUUGCUAUGCUACUCUCCUGUUGUGGAUUAGCUGUUGUCUGCUGUGUGACGGGCUACACCCAUGGAAUGCACACACUGGCUUUUAUGGCUGCAGAGUCUCUCCUUGUGACAGUAAGGACUGCUCAUGUGAUUUUACGUUAUGUAAUUCACCUCUGGGAUCUCAAUCAUGAAGGGACAUGGGAAGGAAAGGGCACUUACGUGUAUUAUACAGAUUUUGUUAUGGAGCUCACUUUGUUGUCCCUGGACCUUAUGCACCAUAUUCACAUGUUGCUGUUUGGCAACAUCUGGUUGUCCAUGGCCAGCUUGGUGAUCUUUAUGCAGCUACGUUAUCUGUUCCAUGAAGUACAACGCCGAAUCCGUCGCCACAAGAAUUACUUGCGUGUAGUUGGAAAUAUGGAGGCCAGGUUUGCAGUUGCAACUCCUGAAGAACUAGCUGUCAAUAAUGAUGACUGUGCCAUCUGUUGGGACUCCAUGCAGUCCGCAAGGAAACUGCCCUGUGGACAUCUCUUUCACAACUCCUGCCUCCGCUCCUGGCUUGAACAGGAUACUUCCUGUCCUACCUGCAGAAUGUCUCUGAAUAUUGCUGACAAUAAUCGAAUCAGAGAAGACCAGCAAGGAGAGAACUUAGAUGAGAAUUUGGUGCCUGUGGCAGCAGCUGAAGGCCGACCUCGCCUAAACCAGCAUAACCACUUCUUCCACUUUGAUGGUUCCCGAAUUGCUAGCUGGCUGCCCAGUUUUUCAGUGGAAGUGAUGCAUACCAACAACAUCCUUGGCAUUACUCAAGCAAGCAAUUCUCAACUUAAUGCAAUGGCUCAUCAAAUUCAAGAAAUGUUUCCCCAGGUACCAUACCAUCUGGUUCUACAGGAUUUACAAUUGACACGUUCAGUUGAAAUAACAACAGACAACAUUUUAGAGGGACGAAUUCAAGUACCUUUCCCUGCACAGCGGCCAGACAGCCUUAGACCUGCAUUGAACAAUUCUGUAGAGAGGUCAAAUGACCAAGAAGAGAAUGAAAUCUCUACUCAGGCUGAGCAUGGGCCCCUUGACCUCAGUCCCAGGUUGGAAGAGAUAGCAGACUUCACUGAAGUAGAAGCUGAGCCCAAUGAGGUAGAGGACUUUGAAGCCCGAGGAAGCCGCUUCUCCAAGUCAGCUGAUGAGCGACAGCGAAUGUUAGUACAGCGAAAGGAUGACCUGCUGCAGCAAGCUAGGAAACGUUACUUAAACAAAACUUCUGAUGAUGACCCAGCCUCAGAGAGCCGUCUACUCUCGGAGAGCCCAUCCUCUGAUCCUGUGACCCAACGCCGUAGGAUGUUGGCUGCUGCUGCUGAACGAAGACUUCAGAUGCAGCAGAACUCCUAGCGUUCUCUUUUGCCCUUCUCUGCCACCUCCUCGUGAGCAGUGUGCUGAGCUGCUGUACUUCAUCCCUGCAGGAAGAGGCCUUUUCCCGUUCUGCCAGCUGUGUGGAGGAGUGGGCUUGACUGCAUUGCCGCUGUAUAAAGCAUGUGGUCUUACUAGUGUUUGGACAGCUGACAAAUUUAAUCUUUUUUUGUAAUAUUUUCUAUGUGACACUUAUCCAGUUUCCUUGCCUACUCUGGGGGAAAAAAGCCAAUUUUAAUUUUAGGCAUUAUCUCUGCUGGCACUGACUAAACUGCCAGGUUGGGUUGGAGUAGCAAAGGGUAGUCUGGAAAGGCAGCCAGAGGCCCGGUGGCAGGCAGGCAACUUAAAUUACCUGCUUUAUAUACAUAGGUCAAUGAAGGUACUAGUAUCUUAGUUCAAAAUCUGGCAAGGGACAUAUACAGAAAAAUUCAUAGAAUGCUUACUAGAUCAGCUAGCAAGCCUCUACUUACCAUGGAGGCAUUCAUUAUGUUAUAAAGGCCACCCCCAUAGCAGUUUUCCCUCUUAGGAAAGAAGGGACAUGUGAGGAAUUAUGGGAAAUGAGUUCUUGGCAUGGCAGCAGAAACAAGAGGUCAUUUGGCUACCUGAUUGAAAGCUGAAAAUAACCCACUUUGUGCAGGGAAGUAAACCCCUAUUUGGCACAGCCCAUCAGUGGUUUAACCUUUAUACACCUCCUUGCCCUAAGCCGGUUUUAUUUCCGUUAACUCUGGUGCUGCAUCCCUUAUAUAUACACAUCCGUGUGUCCUUUCAUUUUCCUUCUGCGCAUUUCAUUGCCACCUUUAGAUGUUGGAAAAGUCAGCACCAAAAGGGUUAAACAGUGAGUACUAGUUUGGAUUUUUGAUUCAGUGUUACAGUAUGUUUGGUAAGUGGAAAGUCUGUGGGUUUGGUCUUUGGAGUGGCAAAAGACAUAGGUCUAGUAAAUGAGGUGGGCACUAUCAAAAGGCUUUGUUGAAGAAAUAAAGAAAACUUGGGUGUCUUGAGCCCUUCAUUUUGGUAACUACUCCAGUUAGCUUAAUUAUUACUUAGAAAGGUAAGAAGUUGAGUCCACCUGCCUUCAUAGUAGGUCCUGUUCCCUAACCUUUUCAAGUCCUUCACAUAUUUAAUGUUAAAGAACUGAAACACAAUCAUAGGUUACACAGUUCAGUUUGUCCCAUUGGAGUAAUUUUAAAAAAUUAAACAUAAUCUUAUCACAAUCCUUUUGGGAAGAAUUCAGUAUUAUCUAGAAUUAUUGGCAAAGUUAAAUGUUUUGGGUUUUUUUUCAUGGCAAGUUUUUAGGCUUUUUAAAGGUACUUGGGGAAAGGGUUGAAUAGUAAAUAUGUAGGCAGAGAUAAUUUAUUUCAAUAAAUUUUUCAAAAGCCUUACAUUGCAGUGCUAUUUAGUAAACUUUUGGAAACUUCAACGAUUGUUUUUUGUUUUGCUGAGAGCACAGUUAUUUGUUUCUGUUUUUAUUGUUAAAAUAAUAAAAAGCAAAUUCUUCUGGGUGUGUCAUGGUUGGAAUCUAAGCCCUUUCUCAGAGGUGCCAACUUUGAAUUCCACUUUAGUUUCCAUGUGUCAUUCUCAUUAAAGUGUUUUUCCUUAAAGCCA
Molecule: messenger RNA, 3758 nt
Organism: Trichosurus vulpecula (common brushtail)
Lineage: Eukaryota; Metazoa; Chordata; Mammalia; Diprotodontia; Phalangeridae
Gene: AMFR
Product: autocrine motility factor receptor
Exons: 14
Coding region: 186-2138 (650 amino acids)
Biological process (GO): endoplasmic reticulum unfolded protein response; ubiquitin-dependent protein catabolic process; protein K48-linked ubiquitination
Cellular component (GO): endoplasmic reticulum; cytosol; ubiquitin ligase complex
Molecular function (GO): ubiquitin protein ligase activity; ubiquitin binding
Source: RefSeq, a predicted model, not a curated record